AUGGAAACGCGACCGAACUGUAACGACGACUUGAAUGCAAUGAAUCGUAUGGAGCUACAUAUCUUCGUAGACGCGAGUGAAGAAGCCUACGCAGCUGUAGCUUACUUUCGAAUCGUGCCGCCGGAUGGUGAUAUCAAGGUGGCAUUGGUCGCCGCCAAGACAAAGGUAGCCCCGCUUAAACCAAUGUCGAUACCACGGCUGGAAUUACAGGCUGCAGUACUUGGAAUAAGACUGAUGAAGUUCAUUCUAGAAAGUCAUCCGGUGAAAAUCGCUAGAAGAGUUCUACAUUCAGACUCUAGCACGUUUCUGUCCUGGAUCCGGUGCGAUCCCCGUCGCUAUAAACAGUACGUUGCACUCCGUGUCGCAGAAGUACUCAGCGAGUCUGAGGUCGACGAGUGGCGAUGGGUACCGUCGAAAAUGAAUCCUGCUGACAUCGCUACUAAGUGGGGCCACGGACCACCCCUCGAUCCAGACCACGAAUGGUACCGUGGAUACAAGUUCAUGAAACUGCCGGAAACUACGUGGCCGCCGCAACGUGUAGCCAUCCCAAUAACUGAGGAAGAGAUUCGUUCAUGCUAUACGCAUCAUGGGAUCUCUAUUCCAACACCAGUAGUUAACUUCAACAGAUUCUCAAGGUGGCCCACGCUGCUGAGAGGACUGGCGUAUGUCUUUCGAUACGUAAGCAACUUACACCGGCGGAUAAAGAAACAAGACACCACUGCAGGAUACCUUACGCAGGAAGAGUUGAGGAAGGCAGAAACGCACCUGAUUCGCAUGACACAGUGGGAAGUCUAUUCUGAUGAAAUGGUGACGCUGCACGGCAAUCAACAUCUGUCGCCUGAACGCAGGCAGCCAUUGGAAAAGAAUAGUAAAUUAAACAAACUUACUCCGGUUUUGGACGAGAACGGCAUCCUCCGAGUUGACAGUCGCCUCAAUACUGCCAAGAAUAUCGCCAUGCAGACGAAUUUCCCGAUUAUUCUACCGAAAAAGCAUCCGCUUGCAUACUUGAUCGUCGACCACUUUCAUCGCCAAUAUCGGCAUGCCAACAGUGAAACCGUUGUCAACGAGGUACGACAGCUGUAUAAUAUCCCGCAACUUCGUCCAUUGGUCAAGAACGUUGCUCGAAAUUGCCAGGAAUGUAAGAUAGCAAAAUCUAUGCCAAGAAUACCGCGAAUGGCUCCUCUUCCGAAUGCACGUCUGGCUUUGUUCACUCGACCCUUCACCUACGUCGGGGUUGACCUGUUCGGUCCGCUGCUGGUAAAACUAGGAAGAAGCAACGUGAAACGGUGGGUGGCAUUAUAUACUUGCUUAACGACAAGAGCUGUACACGUGGAAGUUGUAUAUAAUCUCUCUACUGAGGCGUUCGUGAUGAGUAUGCGUCGAUUUGUGGCUCGUCGCGGAAGCCCUGUUGAGGUAUACUCGGAUAAUGGGACGAACUUCCAAGGUGCGAAUCGAUUGCUUCAAGAACAGAUUCAGAAAAUCGCCGAAGGUAUGGCAGCCACUUUUACCAAUACAACAACCAGAUGGGUGUUCAAUCCUCCGGGCGCUCCCCACAUGGGCGGUUCAUGGGAACGUUUGAUGCGAUCGAUCAAGGUAGCGAUGGCGGCGGUCAAUUCGUCGGGGCGAAAGCUGGACGACGAAGGACUCCUCACACUUAUAGUCGAGGCUGAAAGCAUCGUCAAUUCGCGUCCGCUGACGUAUAUGCCGCUAGACUCUGAAGAACAGGAGGCGAUCACUCCCAAUCACUUUCUGUUAGGCAGCAGCAAUGGUGUUCGUCAGCCGCGUUGGGUACGCGAGUUUCUACCAACACUCACUCGUCGUACGAAAUGGUUCGGUGAUGUAAAACCAAUCAAAGUUGGGGAUUUGGUAUUCGUUGUCGAUGGGACUAGAAGGAAUGGUUGGAUCAGAGGCCGGGUGCAAGAGGUGCAUGCCGGGAAGGAUGGACGAAUUAGGAAGGCGAUUGUUCAAACUCGAAGUGGGCUCAUGCGUCGGUCGGUCUCCAACUUAGCAGUUCUCGACGUGAGAAAGGAUAGUAAAACUGGUUCAGGAACUGCCGGUGACCAGUAUUACGGGGAGGAGACUGUUACGAACCGGGUGCACUGCCCCGGUCAGAGAGAAGCGCCACAGGGGUUCGCUAAACGACCGAGUAUGACAGCUGCCAACAGUAUUCACCGUGAUGAGAACAAUCUUGAACGUUAA
Molecule: messenger RNA, 2199 nt
Organism: Topomyia yanbarensis
Lineage: Eukaryota; Metazoa; Arthropoda; Insecta; Diptera; Culicidae
Exons: 2
Coding region: 1-2199 (732 amino acids)
Biological process (GO): DNA integration
Molecular function (GO): nucleic acid binding
Source: RefSeq, a predicted model, not a curated record